Messenger RNA from Eremothecium cymbalariae DBVPG#7215, 450 nucleotides. RefSeq names its product phosphatidylinositol N-acetylglucosaminyltransferase GPI19 (gene GPI19). The transcript has a single exon. Gene Ontology annotation, biological process: GPI anchor biosynthetic process. Lineage: Eukaryota; Fungi; Ascomycota; Saccharomycetes; Saccharomycetales; Saccharomycetaceae. Gene Ontology annotation, molecular function: phosphatidylinositol N-acetylglucosaminyltransferase activity. Bases 1 to 450 code for a protein of 149 amino acids. The record is from RefSeq and is a predicted model, not a curated record.
AUGAGAGACCUUCGAAGGGAAUAUUCGGGAUUUGUUCAGUCCGUUGGUAUAACAUGUAUAUUAGUCUUCAUUGCAAUAUGGAUGCUUAUUCCUUAUCCACCGCAUCCCGUCAAAACGGCUAAUAAUAUCAGACAAAACGUUAGUUUAUUGAUUAGUGAGGUUUUAGAUAUUCUACCCCAAAGGUAUUGGAUAAUAUGCAUUCAGUGCAUGAUACUGAUGCAGAUGCUUUUUGCGUAUAUUGGUUUGCCAAUUUUCAACGAUGAUGUGUUAAAUGUUCCGUUGUAUGACUUAAAGACGAUCACUGAUUCGAAAGCUAUUUUGGUAGAAUUCCAAGAUCAUGAGGAAUUCUUAAGGAAAUAUGCAUUUGAAGAAACUAGUGGGGUCUAUGAUAUACCGAUUACAGAGGUUUCAAAGGUAUUGUAUGGUUCAUCGAAAUUGAAAAAGGAAUAG